GUUUUCGAAUCGAAAAAAUGUCUUCGGCAGACAAUAAACAAUUUUGGACGGCUUUCAUAAGAAUUUACCGCAACCAUCCGGCAUUGUGGAACUGCAAGAGCAAAUUAUACUCAGACAAGAACGUUCGAAAUGAAGCGUACAAUCUUUUAAUAGAAAAAGCAAAGGAAAUUACCCCGAAUGCGGAUUUAAGGUUUGUCCGCGCGAAAAUAGAAUCUCUUCGUGCUUCGUUUCGUAGGGAACUUAGAAAGGUAAAAGCGUCUAUGAAUCGCACCGAAAGUUCAAUGGAAGAUGUCUAUGAACCCACUCUCUGGUAUUAUGAUCUUCUCAGCUUCCUCGCGGACCAGGAGGAACUGCGGCCCGCAGCCUCUCCAAUUGCCAAGUGCAAAACGAACAAAAAAUGCAGAAUAGAUUCUUGGGAAACAGAGUGUCCAAAGGAAUCCCCAAAAUACUCAAGUCAGCCUCGGUUAAAAAGAAAAACUAGAAAUGAGGUUGACAAUAAUAAGGAGUAUAUUAUUGAUGCGGCAGCGAAUCUGUUGGCUAACCAUUCCUCUUCGGCAAUAUUCGGAACCUACGUCGGACGUAAACUGGAAGAAAUGGAUUGCAGACAACGCAUUAUAGCAGAGAAACUAAUUACUGAUGUUUUGUUUCACGGUAAGAUGGGGAACUUAAAGGAAACUGCCGUGGUUCGCAUAGAUUCAUCAACAUCACCGCCAGGAGAUAUACAACCAUCAUCUCAAUCGAACAGCAGAAAUUCGUGCGAAUACGGACACGAAAAGCAGCCCGUAACUGCAGAGCUGAUAGAAUACGAUAUGGAUACAGAAGAAGAAUUCAUUAUUAAUGAUUGAGCUUGUGUGUCAGUCAAAAAUGAGUUAUUUGCGUGAGUUACAAAAAUUUUGCGAGUUAUUUUUUUGUAUGAAUGUAGUAUGAAAGUAUAUAUAUUAUGCUAUUUUUUAAAUGUAUAAAAA
Messenger RNA from Sabethes cyaneus, 965 nucleotides. RefSeq lists its product as uncharacterized. The transcript has 2 exons. NCBI's taxonomy places the organism in Eukaryota, Metazoa, Arthropoda, Insecta, Diptera, Culicidae. The coding region runs from base 18 to 845 and encodes 275 amino acids. The record is from RefSeq and is a predicted model, not a curated record.